Messenger RNA from Tachysurus fulvidraco (yellow catfish), 4499 nucleotides. It is a transcript of the gene zfr2, whose product is annotated as zinc finger RNA binding protein 2. NCBI's taxonomy places the organism in Eukaryota, Metazoa, Chordata, Actinopteri, Siluriformes, Bagridae. Gene Ontology annotation, molecular function: single-stranded RNA binding; double-stranded RNA binding; zinc ion binding. Gene Ontology annotation, cellular component: precatalytic spliceosome. Bases 98 to 3226 code for a protein of 1042 amino acids. The record is from RefSeq and is a predicted model, not a curated record. The transcript is spliced from 20 exons.
AUGUCCCCAACCAUCCAAUCAACAAGCUGCUUGUUAGACGUACAAUAUAAGGUGGAAUUUGUCGGAGAACGGGUGGGAAACGUAGUAGCUAACUAAAAUGGCUGCUAGUAAUUAUUAUGGAUAUGCACAUGGAGCCGCUGCACCACAGUACAGCAUCCAGCCACCCCCUACAUACUCGCAUCAAACCUCUGGCGGCUACAGUGUCCGGCCUACAUAUGCAGUAGAUCACCAAGCCUCCUUCUGUCCAGUCACAGCACACAAUCCCCAGCCAGCAGCAACUCAAACCUUUCAGCCAUACCAGACACAUGCAACUUCGAAUUACACUUUUGGUCGGCGAGAGGUGGAACCUCAACAAAGCAGCACCUCCCAGACUUAUCAGGUCUUCGGUGAAGGGGGUAACUGCAGCUAUGGCCAGCCAGCGUUGGUCAGUAGCUAUGAUAACAAACAGUACUAUCAGGCGAGUGACAUCGCCACCCACCACAGUCCAUUGGAGGCCUUCUUUCAGACAGGUGUUAUUCCUUCAGGUGUGAAAAGUGAUUACAGGCCUAUAAGUGCAGUGUACAGUCAGUCUCCACCUCAAGGACCGGCCACAGUGCUCAAAACCCUGCCUCCUGCUAACUCGGUGUCCACCAGCUACAGUGUUUAUCCUGCAUCCACCAGCAUACAGCAGCCCCCCAGCUCCAUCCCCACCUUUACCCUGAGCUCCUCCUAUAAUUCAACAGCUGCCACUUCAUACGUUGGUCACAACUACUCCAGUUAUGAGCCCCACAGCUACAGCCCCACUCCAUCAUAUUAUCAAGCAACCCAGCAUCUUGGCCCUCAGUGCCAUAGCCAGCCCCAGGGUCCUUCCCAUCAUCCACAAUGUCCCUCCCAACUGCCUCAGGGUUUUUCCCAUCAACCCCAGCUUCCCCAACAGCAAUCACAGACCCCUACAAAGCAGCUCACCAGUUUAUCCUGGAGUAACUCAAGGCACAGUUCAAGGGUCACUGGUUCUGCUCGCAGUGCAUACAGAAAACCCACAUUUCAUCAGAAUAAAGUCCAAAAGCCAAAAGGACCUCCCAAACAACCUCAGCUUCACUACUGCGAUAUCUGCAAGAUAAGCUGUGCUGGUUUACAGACCUACCGAGAGCACCUGGAGGGUCAGAAGCACAAAAAGAAGGAGGCAUUGCAGAAAGGUAGCAGUCAGGUCAUUAAUGGGAUACAUAAUGUUCAAACUCAGCUGCACUGUGAACUCUGUGAUGUUUCCUGUACUGGUGCAGAUGCCUACAAAGCACACAUCCGUGGGACUAAGCACUUAAAGGUGGUGAAGCUGCACACAAAACUUGGCAAACCUAUACCAUCCAGUGAUCCUGUUUUUGUGAGCUCUGCCCCUGUUCUGAUGACGACAAUCUCUGCAAAACCAACCAAAGCUUCUGCUUCCUCUGCAGUGUCACAGAAACCCCCCAUCAUAAAACCUCCCAAAACAGAGACUCUGAAGUCACAUGCUCCUGCCAAAGCCAUAGUUAAUGAAGCCAAAGCUGCUGCUCUAGACCCAGUGAGGGUCGACGAGCCAAAAUCUGACCAACAGAGUGAAAAUGAGGGAAGUUUAGGUUGUGCUCACGGAAAUGUCCAACCUGUUGGCUAUGAUUAUGUAGAGGAGAUUUACAAUGAUGAAAAGCUGGUUCGCUUCCACUGUAAGCUGUGUGAGUGCAGCUUCAACGAUCCCAAUGCCAAAGACAUGCACUUAAAGGGCAGAAGACACCGGCUUCAGUAUAAGAAAAAGGUGAAUCCAGACCUGCUGGUGGACAUCAAGCCGAGUAAUCGUGCAAGGAAGCUUCUGGAAGAAAAACUGAGGAAGCAGAAUCAGAAAUCCAUGCUCAAGAGACUUGAGGGUGACCAGCACUGGCACAUGGACAUGAGGUUCAUUUAUUUCAAUUUAGCACAGAGGGCAUUCAUUUCCUUUGUGAGGUUGAUGCUUAACUCAAGAAGUGUGAAUAGAAGAUAUGAGGAGGACAUUUACUGGAGGAAAGUCGAGGAGGAACACCUAUACUGGGAGAAACAGAGGCACAGACUAGCGCCCCUGCUGUUCACAAACCACCCCAGGAUGCCUCUGCUCCCUCUACUGCCUGUUCGUCGGCCAGAUUCCCCAGAUGACCACCACAUCAUGGCCAAGCAUGCCAGCAUCUACCCAGCAGAUCAUGAGCUGGAAGCUGUGCAGCGCAUUGUGUCUCAUUCAGAGAGAGCUCUUAAACUGGUGUCUGACAUGCUGUUAGAGCACGAUGGCAAAGAAGCAGUGGAUUUAAAGUUGGAUUCUCAGGGCCAAGUGCUGAAUGGAGUGAUGAGAGUGGGGAUUCUGGCCAAAGGCCUGCUGCUGCAUGGAGACAGGAGCAUUCAGCUCAUCCUUCUUUCUACUAAGAAACCCACCAUUUCCCUUUUGAACAGCAUCGCUCAACUGCUUCCCAAACAAUUGAGGACCUUUUCUGAAGAUCAGUACGUGGUGCAGGCUCAGCCUGAGGAAGCCAACAUCAUCAUUAUUUCCAGCAAGGAACCAAAAAUGCAGGUGACCAUCUGUCUCACUUCGCCAAUGAUGAGUAAGGAGCCUGAGCCUGAGCCUGGUACAGAGGGAAAGGCAGGUGACAAGCUGCCUGAGAAAGUGCCUGAAGACACUGCGGAUGCUCUAAACAGGACAAAGUGCCUUGAGUACUUGUCUGUCCUUCGUCAUACAAAAUGGUUUCAACAGGCUCGGGCAAAUGGUCUUCAGUCCUGUGUGAUCAUCAUCCGUGUACUUAGAGACCUCUGUCAGCGCAUGCCAACCUGGGGCAAGAUGCCAGAAUGGGCUAUGGAGUUGCUGAUUGAGAAAGCCAUCAGCAGUGCAUUGACUCCUCUGGGUCCAGGAAAAGCCUUGCGCAGAGUUCUGGAGUGUAUUUCUAGUGGAAUCUUACUGCAAGUGUGUACUAUUUCUGCUGUCAGAUGGUCCAGGCUUGAUAGACCCAUGCGAAAAAGUUCAAACAGAUGCACUCAAGACCAUGACCAUGCAAGCCAGAGAGGAUGUAACAGCAAGUGCCCAGCUCCUGUCUUUCAGCAUGCCUUGCGGCUACUGGCAUUUCGUCAUAUCAACAAGCUCUUAGGGAUGGACUCACUAACAGCAUCAAAAACCAGCACUUACAACCGCAAGAGACGGAGUGACAAAGUAGACAAGGCAGAAGGGGAGGGCAAGAAGGAAAAAAAAGAUUUCCAAGAUGCUUGAGAAAUUCCACAAACAUCAUGUAUACAUCAUAAUGUAAAAAUGCUCCUUCCAAAGAAAAGAAUGUGCUAAAAAAAGAACCACAACAUUCAACAUCAGACCCUAGAAAUGGAGAACAUACAACAGACGGAGUGACAAAGUAGACAAGGCAGAAGGGGAGGGCAAGAAGGAAAAAAAAGAUUUCCAAGAUGCUUGAGAAAUUCCACAAACAUCAUGUAUACAUCAUAAUGUAAAAAUGCUCCUUCCAAAGAAAGAAUGUGCUAAAAAAAGAACCACAACAUUCAACAUCAGACCCUAGAAAUGGAGAAGCAAUGUUUCCUCUUUUCUUCUUAUUUCAGCUGUACUGAAAAUAAAUUCAGCUUGUCGCUGUGUACAAUUCAUAGUUUAGAAGAAAUAAUAUAAACUAUUAAAUAACUACUGAAAAUAACUACUGAAACAUACUGUUUUCUCAGAUAAGGUACAAUAAUGGCAGUAAUUUAAAAAAAAAAAAAAGCAAGCAUUAGUAUCUUAUACAGAGUUGCUUUUUUUGUAGAGUGGGUCUGGUCCAUUGAUAAGGACAUGAAUUAAGACUGAUCUGAGAUGAGGAAUAAAAUGAUUCUCAGAUUCUUGGCAAUAAACUGAUUAAUUGUCUGGAUAUUGUUUUAGUGCAAAGAGGUCAAAGUUUAUAUAUAUUUUUUAUUUAAUCAGAGGCAGAGUAGUAUUAAAGCUUAUUUAAGACAACAGAUUAUUCAAAAUCUUUUAAGUUUUCUCCACAAGCGAAGUGUAUCAGCUUGUGAAUUACUCAGAUGAAACAUUUAGGUUGAGCUUAUAAUAUACUGCUCUGAUUGUUUAAUACUUAGCCAUUAAGUUUGAAGUCAAAGCCACUUCUUUUAAUUGCACAUGAAUGUUGUAUAUCUUAUCUAUCGUGAGUAAAGUCGAGGAUCCACCUGUGUCACAGAAGCUUAAAAAACAGGAAUAAAACGAUCAGAUUUCAUGAGCAUCUACAGAAAUGGAGUCUGGUUCAGGAUCUUUUUUAUUGUGCCUGAAAUUAAGGGAGCUUAGAGGGGCAGAAUACAACAUGUGUGGAACAAGAUGGGUGAAAAUGUUAGUAAUUUAUACUGUAAUAAGAUUUGCAAUGUAUAUUUAUUAAUAUUAUUGAAUUUGUGUUCUGUACAAAAGCAGAACAUUAGAUUUGGUGAUGUUUAUGAUUAAGGAUGUAAACUUUUUUUUCUUUUCUUUUUUUUUUAGAAAUUGUAGUUCUGUUAAAAUGUCAUUAAACUCAUGUUCAGAAUUGUCA